Molecule: messenger RNA, 1817 nt
Organism: Equus quagga
Lineage: Eukaryota; Metazoa; Chordata; Mammalia; Perissodactyla; Equidae
Gene: MALL
Product: mal, T cell differentiation protein like
Exons: 4
Coding region: 56-517 (153 amino acids)
Biological process (GO): myelination
Cellular component (GO): membrane
Molecular function (GO): structural constituent of myelin sheath
Source: RefSeq, a predicted model, not a curated record
UGCGGGCACGAGCCAGCUGCUGCGGAGCCAAGGGCGCCAGGCAGCGACUGAGAGCAUGGCCUCCCGGGACCCGCCGCCCGCCACCACCUACGCCCCGACCGACGUGCCUUCGGGGGUCGCGCUGUUCCUCACCAUCCCCUACGCUUUCUUCUUGCCUGAGUUGGUGUUCGGGUGCUGGGUCUGGAUCCUGGUGGCCGCCGCUCAGGUAGCACAGCCGUUGCUGCAAGGAUGGGUGAUGUACGUCUCGCUCACCUCGUUCCUCAUCUCCUUCAUGUUCCUGUUGUCUUACUUGCUUGGAUUUUACAAAAAAUAUGAGUCCUGGAAAGUCCUGGACAGCCUGUACCACGGGACCACCGCCAUCCUGUACAUGAGUGCGGCCGUCUUGCAGGUGCACGCCACGAUCGUCUCUGAGACCCAGAACUUGACCAACUACUUCAUCAACACCACAGCCUCACUCUUUGCCUUUAUCACCACCCUGCUGUACAUUCUCCACGCCUUCAGCAACUAUUACCACUGAAGGGUCCGGGAGCCACGCGGCCGCGAGAAAGGCCCUUUCAGAACCUGGGUGAUUGGCUCCCAAAAGUGAUCUUCAACAUCUGCCAUCUGGGUGAUAAACAGAAGAUCAACAAAAACAUCAAUGAGAUUGACAGACCAUCUUUUCAAACUGAAUGAUGAAGCCACACUCUGGCACAUCUGUUUGGACGUUUUAAUUCAUUAUGAUGAAUAUGAAAAACUUUGUUUUUACUUUUUUUUUUGGCCUGGAAAAGUACCUGUCUCUUGGAAUUAUCUGACAAUGAAACUCCAUCUUCUAGAAAACUAAUUCCUGCCCUCACCGUUGAGGCUCCCAGACCAGCCACCGUGUCCCCACCUGUGGCUUCCGCCUCAGCAGCGAGGUUCCCUGUGGCAGGUUUGUGGGAACAUCCAGCCUCACUUUCUUAAAAUCGAAAUGGUGCCGUCGAUGCCUCCAGAUCCAAAGAAGAUCCACGGAUCUGCUCCUGCUCCAGGCUCUGCCUCUGCUCUGGAGAGUGGUCCAGACCCCUCCCCAUCCCAGAGAUGCUGCCGGGGAGGAGCACACUGCCAUCCCCCGCUCCACUUCCCUGCCCUUCCCUCCCCAGCUCUGAGAUCCAAGGGAAACCUGCAUAAAGUCAUCUGAGGGUAGAUUUGUGGGGAAAAUAAGUGAUUGACUACAAAAUUGUCAGACAGUAAGACCUGGGGAGGGGUGAGGGGACAGACGUGUGACCUGCUUCUCCAUAAGUCAGACCUCUCAGAGAACUGCAGGGCUGUGGACGCCUGUGUGAGGCCUCCAAGUGCCCACCCCGUAAGGACUAGAGCCACCUUGUCCCUCAGACAAGACCCUCAAGGAAGGAGGCAGGACGUCGCGUGCAAGGAUUCUCCUCUGGGCUCCUGUCACCACGUGGGACAUCUCAGGAGGCUGGACAGGACCCCACCCCAGAUCCGCACUCUUCUGUGUGUGCCCACUCCCCUCCGCCCCAUUGAGUGGGGCCUGGGACAAUCAGCGGCCUCAUGCGUGAGGGGCUCACAGGGUUCUGGACCCGGGCAGGUGUUUGCCCUUUGGGGCCGUUCUCAAGGAAAGGCUGGCGUUGUGCGCACAGAAACACAACAUCGAGGUGCUUGGUUCAAAGUCACUGUUCUCCAGCAGAAGGCUGUGCUCUGCCGUUUGUCCAGCUGUGCGGGGCUCCAGCCCCUGGUCCUCGGUCUCUGUGCUGGGGCUCCUGACCCUGGCCGGUCGGGCACAGCCCCGUGACCGCAGGUGCUGCUGUUGUUCUGAAAUGAAAUAAAUUAUUACGUGGAGGAGA